Microthlaspi erraticum is the source of this 1146-nucleotide messenger RNA. Lineage: Eukaryota; Viridiplantae; Streptophyta; Magnoliopsida; Brassicales; Brassicaceae. The record is from the annotation of a GenBank genome assembly.
AUGUACAUUACACGGCGUUUGUCAGAGUACCGGAGUAAUCCAACGGAGCUAUCACAAGGUCCAAACUCUGGAGUUUUGGUAAUCCAAGACCAAGACCCUAAGAUACGUGCUACAUGUUGUUUCGGCUCAUGGUUGGUCGUGGACUCUUGUUCAAGUGGUUUGCCACUUGCACAGAAUCUUAAGCUAGCGGUCAGCUUUAAUGUCGGAGGAGACGACAGUACUCGUGACCCAGUUAUGUUCAUUCCUGUUCUUGAUAAGCCUCUUUCUUCAAACUAUUACUACGCUAUCAAACGACGCGGGAAGCAAUCAGGAGAAGCUUUUGUUAGUGCAAAAGAGGAAGAUAUAGUCACAAGCUGCUGUUGUGUUACACAAGUUGGUGAAGCUAAACCAAAACAGCUAGAUCCUUAUGACAUUUACCAACAGUUCGAGAUCCAUCAGAAGAAACCAUCCUCGCGUAAUUACCACGCAACAUCUGUUGCGCCUGACGGGGUCCCACCGUGGUUCCUUAAGAAGAAAGAAUGGACGGUGGAGUACUCGAGGUCCCAAGAAUUUGAUUUGAGAGAUGAUGCAAAAGGAACAAACACACAGCUUCGUUCUGAGCUUCCUUGUAUUGGUAUUAGGGUUGUGGUUGGGAAGUGGUAUGUCCCUUUCAUAUUUGUGAAAGAAAGAGAAGACCGCAAGGAUCAGAUGAUUCAGAUCAAGACAUCCAUGUAUUACAGCAUGUCUCUUGAACAAAGAUGGGAAGAGGUUUUCUCUUGUGAGAAUGAUAAAAGCGAGAACGAUGUUGUAGUUGAUGUACAAGUAGAAGAUGAAGUCGUUAAGCUUGAUGGACAAGAAGAGAUGGGAAGAUGUGUGGAUGCUGCAAAUGGGUUUGUCUGGUUUGGGCUUGGAGACAAGAAGAUCGGUUUAGGAUCAGUGGUUGUUGAGAGGAUGAAAUGGGAAGAAGAGAGAUUCGGAUGGACAAGCAAAGGAGAUCAAGGGAGAGCAACAGUUAAGAGAUUGGAGAAACCAAAAGAUGGUAGCUUUUGGAAGAGUUAUCACUGUUAUGUUCUGAUAGAGAGCUUUGUAUUGAAGAGAAGGGAUGAGAGUUUAGUCUUAAGACAUGAGUUUACACACGUAGAUAAGCUCAAAAGCAAAUGGGAUUAA